UCGCCGCCUCGCCGCCCGCUGUCAGCGCAGCCCCGGCCGCGGCGCCCCGCCUCGGACGCGGCCCAUGCCCGCCGGGCCGCCGGCCCUCGCAGCCAGGCAGCGCGCCAGCGGCCUCGCCGCGGGGCGGAGGGCAGGCCCGGACCCCCAGCAGGAUAGGAAGCUUGAGAAAAGAAUUCACACUGGAUGAAAAUAAUUUUCUGAAGCUGGGUAUAUUCCAGGAACUGUAACCCAAAUGUUUCUCUGUCUGUGGAAAAGAUUUCACGUUUGAAAUAACUUCUACUGAAGCUAGUUGUGUCCCAUCAACAUGUUCUGGAAGUUUGAUUUGAACACAACAUCACAUGUGGACAAGCUGCUGGAUAAAGAAGAUGUGACACUUCACGAGCUGAUGGAUGAAGAUGACAUCUUACAGGAGUGCAAGGCUCAGAACCGCAAGCUGCUGGACUUUCUUUGCCAGCAGCACUGCAUGGAGGAGCUGGUCAACCUCAUCACACAUGAGCCCCCUGUGGAUAUGGAUGAGAAGGUCCGCUUCAAAUAUCCAAACACAGCCUGUGAACUGCUGACCUCGGAUGUGCCGCAGAUCAAUGACAAGCUAGGAGGGGAUGAAACUCUGCUGAAUAUCCUCUAUGACUUCUUGGAUCACGAGCCUCCUUUGAACCCUUUGCUUGCCAGUUUCUUCAGUAAGACUAUUGGGAAUCUCAUUGCAAGAAAAACGGAACAGGUGAUUGCAUUUUUGAGGAAAAAAGACAAAUUUAUUAGCCUGGUGCUAAAGCAUAUAGAUACAUCAGCAAUGAUGGACCUCCUGCUUCGUCUAAUCAGCUGUGUGGAGCCUGCAACUCUACGGCAGGAAGUACUGAAUUGGCUUAAUGAAGCAAAGAUUAUUCAGAGACUUGUGGAACUGAUCCAUUCAAGCCAGGAUGAGGACAGGCAAUCAAAUGCUUCCCAGACCCUGUGUGAUAUCAUAAGAUUGAGCAGAGACCAGAGCAAUCAACUCCAGGAUAUACCUGAGCCUGAUCCACUUCUCACAGCACUGGAAUCGCAGGAAUGUGUAGAGCAACUCCUGAAGAAUAUGUUUGAUGGAGAACAGACUGAAAAUUGCAUAGUGAAUGGAACACAAGUUCUUCUAACAUUGCUGGAAACAAGGCGCUCUGGGGUGGAAGGACUGAUGGACUCAUACACUCAGGGAUUUGAAAGGUCUUACACUGUCAAUAGCAGCAUCUUACAUGGUAUUGAACCAAGGCUAAAAGAUUUCCACCAGCUGCUGCUCAGCCCUCCCAAGAAAACAGCAAUCCUAACUACAAUUGGUGUCUUGGAGGAGCCACUGGGGAAUGCUCGUCUUCAUGGAUCUCGUCUAAUAGCUGCUCUGCUUCACACAAACACUCCCAGUAUUAAUCAGGAACUAUGCAGACUCAGUACCAUGAAUUUAUUACUUGACUUAUUUUUUAAAUACACAUGGAAUAACUUUUUGCAUUUCCAAGUGGAAUUGUCCAUAGCAGCUAUUCUCUCACACUCUGUGCAAGAGGGAAAAACUAUUACUAAUGACCUAGAAAGCAAAGAAGAGGUGCUGAAUGGAAAUGUGGCUACAGAGAACUUAGAGGCUCCAGAAAGCAAUACCGAGAAUAUCAUGGUUACUCAUCUGUUCCAGAAAUGCUGCCUAGUACAAAGGAUAUUGGAUGCCUGGGAAGCCAAUGACAAAAUACAGGCAGAAGGUGGAAUGAGGCGAGGCAAUAUGGGCCACCUCACCCGGAUAGCCAAUGCUGUAGUACAGAAUAUGGAGAAGGGCCCCAUGCAGACUCAAAUUAGUGAGUUCAUUAAAGAGCUACCUGAAGAUUGCAGAGGGAGAUGGGAGAGUUUUGUAGAAGAGACACUGACGGAAACAAACAGGAGGAAUACAGUGGAUUUGGUGAGCACUCACCAUCUGCACUCUUCCAGUGAGGAUGAAGACAUCGAGAGUGCUUUUCCCAAUGAACUUUCUCUCCAGCAGGCCUUCUCUGAGUACCAGAUCCAGCAGAUGACAGCUAACUUUGUGGAUCAGUUUGGCUUUAACGAUGAGGAGUUUGCAGACCAGGAUGAUAAUAUCAAUGCUCCCUUUGACAGGAUUGCAGAGAUAAACUUCAAUAUAGAUGCAGAUGAUGACAGUCCCAAUGCUUCCCUCUUUGAAGCCUGCUGCAAUGAGCGGAUCCAACAAUUUGAUGAUAAUGAGGAAGAAGAAGAUAUCUGGGAAGAGAAGGAGAUAACCUAUGCAACCCAAGUUAAAUCAAGAACACGAUUUGGAGCAUCUCAGACCUCAGAGAGUUCAUCAAAAAGUGAUCUUGAGAAUGGAGAUCAUGAUGGUAGUGUGGACUCCGAAGAAGAGGAGGAAACAGAACAGCAGCCGCCUCCUUCCUCAGCAAACAACAACAAGAAUAAUAUUUCUGAGCAGAAAGACUCUGACUCCUCUGAAGGAUCUGGAUGGACGGCUGUGUUUGAGCCCGUGAACUCGAAGCCCCCUGCACCCUGUGUUGCCAUGGAUGUUGGAUCGAGUGUAUGGGAUUCAGCAGCUCCAGAGAACACCACGCCAGAGGAGAAAGGAUGGGCAAAGUUUACAGACUUUCAGCCUUUCUGUUGCUCAGAAUCAGGUCCACGAUGCAGUUCUCCUGUCGAUACAGAAAGCAACGAUUCAGAUGGAAACCCGAAGCAGAGUCAGGACAAAAACUUCAGUGCUGCCUCUCCCUGUGUUUGGAACGUCUGUGUCACGAGGAAAGCGCCGCUGGUGGCCUCAGACAGCAGCUCCUCUGGAGGCUCUGACAGCGACGAGGAGGAGGAUAAAGCUGAUAUCGUCACAGAAACCAUCAGCACAGGCUCAGGCCAGGAAACCAUCAAGCUGACUAUGGAUGCUAAAAAUGAGAAGGCUGUUUUCACCAGAGUAUUUAGACCUGCAGUCAGAGGUGAUGCAGACUGCAUGGUUAUUGAUAAGCUGGCCAUCACUGACAUCGGAACAACAAAAGCAUCCAAACCCCUGAACAACGUGACCCAGCACUCAGAGGAGCACCAGAACACCGCUGCUGUUGUCACAGCUGUCACAGAAACGGCCACAAAAGACAGGAAAGAAGAAGUCUUGCCCUGUGCUGAAGCCACAUUAAAUGGCCCUGCUUGAUGAAACAGAUGCAAUGGGACGUGUGUGAUCCAGGCCAGGCUGCUACCUGGUGAUGCAAUUUGUCAAUUUUUUUUUUUUUUUCACUUUAAUUUUAUUUUUUAAUAAAUGCUGCAUUGAUGAGAGAGCUGGCAUUCAGGACCAGACAUGUAGUUUCAACACCAACAAUCUGUUCUGAAAGACACUUGCAUUGUCUAAAUGUAGCAUUGAUCAGUUAGUCAUCACAGGAAUGAUGGGGUUCUUCCCAAGCAAGCCUUCUGCCUAAUUUUAGUUCCUUGUCCCCUUCCCUCUCUCCCUUGUUUUUGUUUUGUAUUUGGGGUUCAGUCCUAUUUCCUUAGUGUUAUUGCACACAGUAUUCAGCUUCUCUUCAGAAAGGUAGCAGGUCUAACGCUGGGACUUGGACAGUGCACAAGAGUCCCGCAGUCGUGUGACCAAAGUUCCUGAUGGAGCUGUCUUUGGGCAGCAUUUGCACCGCUUUUGUAUAGCAAUAAAGCCUUAUCAGAAACAUUUCAUAGGAGGAAAAGAUGCAAACACUUUAAAUGGGAUGAAGCAGGGAGGGAUUUUAUUUUACAUUUUUGUGGGGUGGGAGGGAAGUCAUUGACAUUGUCCCAAGCCAGAGGCCAAGUAGCUAACUUGCUGUAAUGCUGAACUGUCUUGAGAAAUGGGAAGUCUCUUCAUUCCAGUGAAUUGCUCAGUGCUCUCUCCUCUGGAGACGUGACAGUUCACUGCAGGAUCUUGGGUCAGUUAGCAUUUGGUCUCCUCUGUCCGAGCCAUCAAAACUCAACUUCCCGGAUGUCAUCCUCCGUUGGCUGGAGAGUAUGCAAAGAAGGUAGCAUGUUGUUUGCCAGCUAAGAGGAUAAUGAUCCACUGGACUGCUGCCAUGCAGGAACAAGAGCAGAUAUGGCACAAACAGGUUAUCAGGUGUUUGCUGGCUUUUUGGAGACUAAUGUAUUUUCAAAUUAUUAUGGAAAUCCUUUUCUGUUUGUUUUGUUCUGUUUUUAAAGUUUUUAAUGGAUGCAGGAACAGCAACACUUUUGCACUUUGUACCUAGUGACAACAUUGGAGAGUGAAAUGGCCCCAGCACAGGACUCCUGCUGUUAGCCCCCAGGUAGUCGGUCAUGGAGAAGUUAGGGUGGGGGGGACACAUACCGCUGCCUUGGGAUGGUAGAGUAAAACAGUAUGGAGAAAUGGACUGCGCUUCAAACUGCCUGGGAGCAAGGUCAGUUGAAGGUGUGUACUUGACUCUGGAACACAGGAUCUUCUGCGUAGGCUGAAGGACCUACUCCUGUAAAGACUGUACCAGUUUCAGACACAGGUCUGCACUGAGUGGUGCUGGCCUCUGCGUUGAGCUUGUUCCCAGACCGGACUUGUGCACAUAGAUCAUACGGGUGUAGAUGUUGGGCCACUCGCAGAAGCAGGCUCGGGCUGGUAACAGCAGAUUGCCACGACCAGUGCUCCAGUGCUUAUGCUCUACCCCCGUAGUCUAGAUACAGAGCUGGGCCUGCUUUUGUGUGUAAGCUGUAUGCUGAAAUCCACCUGUCAAAUGGUAAAUGCCGCUUAUUUUAUUAGUCCAAGACCUAAGCUGGAAAAUCAUUCACUUUGGAAUAAAAGCAUGAAGCUUGACACAUAGGUAGCCAAAUAGCUUAUUUUCAGAUAUAUUCUCACUUGUGCAUAACGAGGGACUUUAUCCUGUGAGUAUUAAAAAGUACCUCACACAGAUCUGUUGUUAUGAGCAAAGGCAUCCUAGCCAGACUUCAGUCUUCUUAAAAAAUACUUUAUUUUUAACUGUGAUAUGUAUGUAGUGCAUAUUGAAUUUUCUUAACUGUAUUGAGAGCUGGUGUUGGGGGGGAGUGAGAUGAACAAAAUGUUUUCACUGUUAGAGUCAGUCUGUUCUGCUGGAUCAGUAUCCGACGGUGACAUACCCGCAGCACGAGGUUAUCUUUGUGUGCCCAAAGAUAACGUAUUUUCGUUUUUGCUCUUAGGGAGAAUUGAGGAUUUGCUUUGCUGGAAUACCAGAUACGGAGGUUGCAGUGCAGAAAGCAGGAUGAGAUUACUGUGUGCAUCUUGGAAGUUGUGUGCUAGGGUUGUGGGCCACUUGUAUGCUGCUGACAUAGCUGUGAUUUCUCUCAGCUGCAAUUACUGGGUAAGCAGGUGCUUUCGUGGCACAGUACUGUUGUUCUGGAAGCCUUCUCACUCACUCCUUGUAAUUUAAAAUAAUAAUUUAAAGUUACGUUGCGCUGGGAGGAAAAAUCUCACUUUCUGCUUUGGUUACGCUGCUUGCUAUUUGGAGAUCAGUCCCACCCUUAGCCAGGAUUAUCAGAAAUGAUUAGUGGUUUUGAGUUCCUAAUUGGAGACACAUUAAAGUCUUAAUUUUCAGAGGAUUGGUGCUAGAGUUUUUCUGAAAAUCAGGUUCUCUUCAGGCAUUCUUUAAACACUUAAAAAUGAUACUAUGAAAACUGAAAAAUCAUUCUUCUAAUACAUUAGUUCAACUUAUUCCAGCAGCUGGUUGAAGACCAUGAUUGGGCUUCAGUCCCAUUAAAUACCAGGUGGCAAUAGUUCUCUUCCAGUCUGUUCUCAUUCAUGGUUCUUGACUGUGGUGCUUGCAGGUUCCACCAUGCUGCAAUUAUGACCAAGUCCAUUUAGGAUCAAGAGAUUAAGGGGAAGUGUCCAUAGCAAGCACAAUUUGAUCAUCCUUCUGGCUUGAUACAUUUUCAGCCACCUUGUUGAACAGAUGAAUGAUCUUUGCGUUAGGUUACGUCAUAGACAGGGGUCACCUUACAUCACCUCAAUCCGUGCUGGCCGAUGUUGCAAGAAUACUGAUUAGCUGUACCCGCCUGAUCUGUUCAUGAUGCCUUGGUUUGGGGAGCAGUAACCUCCACCCGAAAAGUUAUACGGAACAGUUGGCAGCAAUAACAUCCUAAAAUGUUUGAGAUACACGCAAGGACGUGUCUGUGCCUUUCGUUGCAGACUCUGAACUUGUUCGUUAGCUUUUGGCUUUGAGUCAAUAAAUUUAAAUGAAAGCUUUAAUAAUAUAUUUAAACAUAUCCAGUAAGCAGAUCUAAAACCACAGUUUAGUUACUGGGGGACACAUUAUCUUAGUUUAUUAAUUUGAUUACUGGUGUCCAGUUACUUUUGUGAUAAGACAUUUUACCGGUAGUUAACUAGAUUUGUAGAAAUGCACAAGCUCUCUUCCUUUUGUGACAGUGAAUGAUUCCUCCACGUUUGGGAUUUAAGCUCUGAGUUAUACCUCAUCGCUCCUGUAGGAUUGGUCUUCACACCAGCCAACAAGCUCAUCUAGAAAAAGUUCCUCAUGCUUGGUAUGUUGGGGUUUGCAGUUCAGAACAGAUCCAGAGUCAGAUGAUGGUUUCCUUCCUGCCUGGCUCAAAUGAUUUUGUAGGUAAACCGUGCAUAAAUUUCUUUCUCUUUGUAAGUCUGAGCUUCCCGUCUAUCUGGAGUCACAGUGGAUGUGUUGAGGUUGGAGGGUCCCAUGCCUGUAGUCUAUGGCCUCUCUCAGUCCCUGUUGCUGUCUGAGCUUUCUUCCUCGCCGUCCCAGACUGCUGCCAGAUGCUCUGCAGGGCAGCUGGGUGCUCCGACUGCUUUCUCUUUUCAGGUGACUGUAAGGUACAGCAUGCAGUGACUUGACCAAGCCCUUUCCACAGGUCAGGCCAUGCCACAUGCAGUGCCAGCACUGUGUCUCCAUGGCGGUUGUUCAUGGUGGCAUCUCGGGGCACACUGACUGCGGGAGAGCUGCGUUACCUUCUCACCGAGUAAGCCCUGUGCUCUAGGGAAAGACUCUUACCCAAGGUUGUAGCGGGAUGUAUUGUCUACUGAAAAUGGAUUUACUUAACCCAGCUAUACCCUUUGAAAAACGCCUCAGCUUGCUUAGAUACUUGGUCAGAAAGCAGUGAAGGCUAAACAGAAGUUAUAUUCAGCACUGUCCUUCCUCAUUUAUGUGCAGUAUUUUGAAUCUGUCCAUAUCGAUAUGGUAUAUAUAAUUUUAGGUUUGAAUCUGUAUACUGAUGAGUGUGUAUAUAGAUAUAUAUUUGCAAUAUGUAUUAUUCCAUGUAUAUUUAUACACACACAGUUGGAUAUUGUGAGAAACCUGGUGAAGCAGACACUCAGAGCACAACGAGCCUAACUUUUAUAUCUAUGUACAGCUCCGUGAUCAAUAGCAAGUCAUCGAUUAAACAUUUGUUGUACAAGACCAAAACCAGCAAGGCAUACCUUACUGAGGGGAAAUGGUUCUGCUAGGAUAUUCUAGUUCAAGGAUUUUACCCAGCUCGGUGUUGAUACGGUGGAUUACAAGAGAGCAGCGGCUUGUCCAGUGAUCCCGCUGUUGCUGGCAUCCCUGCUGCUGCAGAGCCUUGCCCACGUGCUUUCAUGCUGGUGAGGAGGGGGCCUUUUGUGCACAAUUAGCAGUUAAAAAGUGAUCAGUUUAGCCAACACUAAAUAAUUCUUGAAUCAUAGCACAUUUAUCUUUGGCUGGUUGGACUGUGGGAAAAAUACGUUACUUGGGAUGAUGCAGCCGUUCAGGAGUCCUGCCAUCAUCACAUCAGAUGACUGUUUUCAGGCAUCCAAACUCCUGUGUUCAGUACCUGGGUAUUAAACUGUGGGGAGAGCACAGCUGUAGGGCUUGCAGUCAGAAAACCCUGUGCUGCAGAAAGAUCAAGCGUAACUAGUUUGGAGCCAUGGAGAUGUGAUCUGAUAGCAGAUAAAAACUCAAGUGGUAUGGAUUAAUUAUUUCUGUUGCUCACUACAGGCUUUUAAUGCUGGGUGCAGGGACGACAGCACUAUGAGCAGGCGGGUGGUUACGUACCCUCUUCAAACCAGGGGAGAUCGGGGGUUGGGUUCAUGGGCUUGUAUUCCCUUGCUGUCCCGAAUUGGUGAGGUCCUCUAAAAUUGUAUGCACCAACUUCAAAUUAAAGUUUAGGUGAGGUAGUCCUUUGAAGGAAAGUGAUCAAGGAACAUGAUUGUAGUUUAUUCAACAGUUUCACCAGUCUUCUAACAAAAUUUUCCCCCACACAAAUACAAUUUAUUGCUUCUUCUCUUGAGUCAUAACAAUUAUGCCAGACAAAAUCCCAGUUACUCUUCUGGGUAAUAGGUCCUCAGCAAAGCCUGAUAUAAAUUUUGUAAGCAUUCCAAGGCUUUGCUGCCCUUAUUGCUUUUUAGAGCGCUGCAGCUGGCAAGCAGAAUGGAAAAACAGUGGGUGCACAAAUUUAUUUAAAAAAAGAAGAAAAAGAAAAAAUAAAACAGCAAAAAACCCACAGUGUUCCCCUCAGCAUCUAUUCAAAAAGGUUCAGGCAUCCCAGUUUGCCAGUGGAAAGGUUUUAGGUAUGGUGCAGUGUGCCAGGUGGAUGAAAGUUAAGGGACAUUCCUAAAUAAUAUAUCUAAAGGAAGAAAAAUUUAAAAUGGCUUUAUUGUUGUCCACUGACAUCCCAAAAUCAUUCUUCCAAAAAUUAGCCAGUGAGCUGUAAUCGAAAUCAUUAUUUAUCAGUGGCAUAACUUAGAGCAAACCUUAGUGCCAGUCACUAAAGGUUUACACCACACUGCAUGCUCCUUAAUGCUUCAGUCUCUGCUAAAUCCUUCUAGCCACAAAGCGCCUUGAUUUCCCUCCUGCCCAGUUAGAGCUGUGCCUGAGAAUACAGCCUGGGGCUGUAGAGCCCUGGGCUAGGGCUUUUUGGUUGUUACACCUCUUUCUCUGCACUUCUUGUCUGACACUCUUAACUGUCUUCAGUAGUGUUUUCAUCAGUAUGUACUAGUAAGUUAUUUCUAGACUUCACCUUCCGUUGUGCUAAGCACUGUCUUAUUGCAAUGAUAAUCACAGUAAAGCUGAAAGAGCCUCAUUUUCUUCAGUUGUUCAGUUUAUCUGGUGGGGGAAACAGCUGCUGUAUGGCAGAGUCCCCUAAUUUCUGCAAAUGUUAAAGACCAAAGUGCUUUGCCAGUCGUGGUGGAAGAGGUGCCACAAAGUCUUGCAAGUACUGUGAUACUGACCAUGCAAUUUGAUGUCACCUGAGACUUCACGAGAGGAAAGUCCUGCAUCUUGGCUGCCAGAUUAAUUAUACUUGAUAAAUAAGAUCAUUCGAUAUUUUUGCAAUGUAAUACUUGACUUUUUUGAUGCCAUAUAGCAGCUCAUCUUGCAGUUUUCACUCAUUUAAAGAACAGGUUUUCUUCUCCUCUUGCUCUUCCCAAAGCAGUGAUCUCAGCCUGAAUCAUGUUCAGAAAUUAUAAACAAUUGAUUUUUUUGUUACCAGAGGUUUUGCUGUUGUUAGAACAAAAUGACAAAAUGAAACCUGCUGUUUACAAUGGGAUGCUAAUUUUCUUUGUUUCGUUUGUUGUUAGUUUUUUUUUACCUGGCAUCAGUUCUCUCUGGAAUCCUAUUCUGCCACGUACUCUGUUGUUCUGCAAGCAUCUGUAUCUCCGGUUGUAAGCUCUCACAAGGCAAGCAUAAUGCACCUACAUGCUCUUUUGCCAACCCCAGCUUUAAAAUAAAACAUUUUUAGGUGUUUCUUCCUGAAGGGAAACUCAAUUUCUGAAUCUCAUCCCAGUCCCUUCAUGUUAGGGGAGAGCACUCGGUGGGGGAAAACACUGAAAGGGUUGUGCAGUAUGAUGCAGGUUCAUGAUUUAGGAGCGUGGCUGUUGGCUUGUGGUGCAGGAGAGUUUUUCUCUGGUUUGGACAUCACAGGCCAUUAAAAACCAACCAAACAAACAGCUGAAAGAUACGCCCUUGUUCUGAGAAGAUCUUACAGCUUUCUGUUCAGAUUGCAUGGGAUGGGGGCUUUACUUCUGGAAAAAAAAAAAGUUGAUGCGUAGGAAAGAGGUGAAGAAGAAUGGAGAGCUGUACUUGGGUGUAUCCAUCUUCACAAGGUCGUGUCAUUCAGGGGCUUAAUAUUAAUUGGCUUAAACUAGGACAUGUUGCAUUGAGUACUGUACACGGAAAAUUCACAGAGGCCCCUAACUAAACUGAUGAUGCUGCACACUUCAGAGUGGUUUUAGAAAAGCUGUUCCUUUCAUUGCACAGUACAUUUCACAUUACUGUUAGCUUCUGGCUCCUUAACGCAUAUUGUGCUACUGCUUCUUUCUUUUCUAGUCUUGUCCUAAGUUGUGUGGUUUCUCUAACCAGGGUGUAAAAGGAUUUGUUUAAGCCUUGUUACUCAAACCACCACAUAAUCCAGAAUAUGGUUGUGUGUAAUAUGGUUAACGCUAGGCUUGCAAGGAUUUAGUUUUAUUUUCAAGAGCAACAUGGGCAGGGAAGAGCUGAAGGCGCUCUGAAAGCUAAUUAAACUAAAACCUUGGUUUUGGAGGCUAUCAAGUGUAUUGACAUUGAGUGCAGCAAUAUGUGUCUUUAAAAAAAAAUCUAGGGCUUAGGUGUUUAUUUGUAACUGUUCUCUAUUUGAUUCAAUAGCUAGCUAAUCAGGUUGCAACAGGAUUUUUUUUCCUUUGCUGAGAUUAAAUCUGAGUUUGUGGCGCUUUGCUAUUGCGAUAGGUGCCUCUUCUUUUUCAGAUCCAUCCCCUCACAGUCUGUGCAUUCCGAGCUCAAGUAGAGCACAGUUGUCUCUAGUGGAGCUGAAUACCUUGCUGCUGGCACAUGGCACAAGAGGGGAGAGCUCUGUGUUUUGGAAACGGGUGGUAUGGCCUUCAUAAGAUGGGCUAAGACUGACUUUAUGCAAGUGAUUUUUUUUUCCCCCUUUUCUUAAUAAAUGUGUUGUUUUGGCAGUUUUUGUUUUGUGGAUAGAAGAUACCUGCAUUGUUAGUUUCUCCAUCAAAGCAAGAAAACAUUAUUUGAGAAAAAAAGGGUCCCAAACUUGAGAACAACCCAAACCCACUUGUAGCUCGUUCAAUCUUAGAAAGAGACAUUUAGUAUUAAAUAUCAUGUCUUGGUAAGGUUGCACCAGUGUGUUCACUCAGUCAGAACAGAGUGCCAUAUCUCAGACUUGGGCAUUGUGAGCUCUAAGCACAGGAUUUCCAUUAUUACUAAAUUUUAAAAUAACUCGGGAUGAAGUUUGAAGUAAUAAUUUUACCUUUGCAUGACAACUUGCAAAAAAUAAAUCCUUCUGGUCAGGGGAACUGCGCGUUUUUAGUUUCAUUAUGGACAGUGCCUUAGCUUGGUCCCAGAAUUAUGCAUCGUUAAUUAUUUUUAUAGGUCUUAGGUAGCAGAAAUGGACACCUUAGAGGUACUUAAAGUAAUAGACCAUUUUUAAAAUUCAGUUCAGUGAAAGUUUAAGAUUCUUUGGCAAAUAGGUUUGAUACAAUUCCUGUUGAUUUCAUACUGGCUGAAGUUUCCAACUUUAUAGGGAAUGCUGUUUCAUUUGGGGCGAGAAAGCGAUUUUUAAUAAUGGUUUCCCUCCGUGGUAGCUGCUGAUAAAAUGCCAGCUGAUAGGAAGUUUCUAGUAAAUCUAAGCAGGCAUCUUAUGUGUACAUUCACUAUGAACUUUCUGACAAAUUUGAAUGGAGAAAAUAAACAAUUUGGCUCCUAUAUGCUAGCUUAUCUCAUCUAAAACUCACUUACCUCAUUACUAGAAGGGCAUUGUGGUGACCAGUCCAACCUCCCUGUUCAUUUUUGUACAAAAAUUAACUGUAUUUCCUAGUGACUGUUAUCUGUCACCUUUCACAACAUAAGUAUAAAAAUGUUAGUGAAAUAUGCCUAUAUGUAAAAUGUAUUUUUAUAUUUGAUGCUGAUCAGGAGAGAAGAAUCCUUUUUCUCUCCUUGAAGUUGGGGGGGCUUUUAUAAAGGACAGAUCCUUCCCCAUCUAUUUUUUAUUUUCUCAAAUUGUUUGGACAGAUGUAAACUAUUAAAAAUCUUUUCUCAUGUAAUUUUGAUGCUCGUAGCUAGUUUUUCUAGACCUUUCUAGGAAUUCUAGAAAUGCUGUAGAGGAUCUCCCACUGUUGGUGGAUUUUGAGUAAGCUUGUCUUCUGCGGUAAAGCUUGCCAUUGCUAGAUGCUUGCAAAAGUGUCUCCUAGGCUAGAUAAUUAAUGGAACUAAACUUGAAAUGUAAUUAACUACAGGCACAGCAAAUGUUAAUUGAAAACUUUUUUGUCGUGUACAGCGUGGAACUAUUUCUUGCUCCUUGGUAAGCCCAUGGAAAUCCUUUGCUGAAAUGGUGAACGUUGCGUCUGAGCCAGCCAGAGCUGGGUUGCCGGCGGUGAGGUCCUGGUCUUGCUCUGUCCUCCUUUAAGCACGUACUGGAGUGUAUGUAGCCAGGUCUCUUGGAUGCUGCAUCCGUGUGGGCUUUGAUGUACAAAAUAGGUAUUGAAGAAUCACCUGUGGUAGGUACUUCCUUGCACUGGAGGCUGUGCGAGAGGAGGGUUGUGCUCCUCUGUUGCCGGGAGCCCUGAGCUGGCACCGUGCUGGCAUGUUCCUCCAUGGUCCUUGUGUUCCAUGGUCCUCACCGCAUGGCAGUGACGUUGCACUGAAACCUUAACUCUUUUCCUGCUCAUCUCAUCUUCAGACUAAGGCUUAAACACCAAAUUGUGACUGACUUGCCAGGACAAUCUGGAAAAAUGGCUUUAUGCAGAAAAUCACCUCUUCUCCCCCGAGGUCAGACGACAUCCAUCUGUUGCACAGCGGUGUGUUCUCUCUGUCCGGGCUCUCUCUACGUAUCACCACCUCUCCAGGUGUGUCUGCUCAAAACAUUCAAAGGGCAAACAGGCAAAAUGGCUUCUGUUCUCAGUGGCACCUUACAGAGCAGGGACAGACCCUUUUUAGGGGAUUUGUCAGUUAUCUGAAACAUGCCGGUAUCAGUUAGGAUAACACAGGGCACUAAACUUGCCUUAAAGUGCAUUGAUCACACAUGUAAUUUAAAGUUCUGCAUUCUUACUCUUUCAGAAUCAAAUAACAUAAAGAAAACCAUUAAUUACCUCAUGCUGUAAAUUUAUGUAACAUAUGGAUCACGUGAAAAUAUGCAUGUUACAUGAAAACAUUAGAAGUUAAAAAAAAAGGAAGUAUUUAGCAAAUAACACAGUAAGUUGUAAUAGUUAAUUCAGUGUUCAGUUCCUAUAUAUCAUUUGAAAUAGAAGCAUUAUCUUUGUAAAGAAUAUCUUCGCAGUCGUUAUCAAAGCACAGUUUUCUUUUUGCCUGAGACUUUGAACAGACUUUUCUUUCUUUCUUUGUUUCUUAAAAUAAAUUGGCCAAAGCACAGGGUGGGAGAGUUCAAAGUACUGGGGACUCCUUUGUUUCCUUUCAGAAACUUCUCUUCAUGUGACACGUAUCCUAUUCAUUUGUAAUUAAUUGCCAUUUAUUGAACACAUCACUCCUGCUAUUUCCCUUGUAAACCUGUGAACAACUUCUCUCCCUCUGUCACUCUGUCUGCUGAAACUUUACCAAGAAAAGGCAUUUGUGCUCACUCAGAUACUGACCAGCUCCUAGCUGGGAUAGAGCCUGCCUUUUUUUUUUUUUUUGUUGUGUAACUUCAGUUUGUCUCGCUUCUCACACUUUCCUACUUCACCUUUUAUGGUACAAAUCCACCAGACCAUCCUUCCCUGGCCAGCCUUCCCCUGAAACUGUCUGCCACGGGGAUUGGGGGCAGAAUCGCAUCAUCUUGCGAGUACGUGUGUCGUCUUUCGUGCACGAGAUGCGUUUGUGGCAUCUAUGGUGGCCACUCUGAGGGGGGUCGGGAUCGCCCACUCCGCUGUGGCUGGGUCGGGUUCAUCUCCCCCGUUCCCACCCGGGACCCCAUCCUCGCCCCAACAGAGUUCGCCCUCUUUGCAUUCCAGCUGAUGACUGAGUGCCCUUGAAGGAGUGAGCUGUCUCUAGGGCAAAACAAUGAUCAGCAAUAAAAAUUCCAGAUAGAAAAGCACUAGUGCCUUUGUUUUAGUUCGGAAGGAGUAAUUUCUUCUCAUUCCAGCUUUGGAACCAAGUCGUGUUUCAUCUCCAGAUAGCCAGGAAACGGGGAAAGAGAACAUGAUGCGCAGAAGGAUCCCACGCUGUAAUAAUCAUAAUUUUCAAAUACCCCACUGUUGUUCCGAGUGCCUUAUAUCCAUCCAGAUCCCAACAAAAGGUAUUUUCAGUUCCUUGUGCUCUCCUUCCUCUUACGCUUCCCUGACCUCAUAGCUGCUUAUGCCACUUGGUAUAUCCCCCGGCGUGUGCCGCCGAGCUUCCCGGCUGUGGCCGUGUUUCCUGCACGGCAAGCUCCCGGCUGAGUCCAGCGAGGUCUUCUUCACCGGGGGCUGCAACAAGGACCCCUUCCCUCCCUUCCGUGGGCUUUUAUGUGGAGUCAGGGUGUGAAGAUGAUUUCAGGACCGUUACUGGUAGUGCAUGGGGAAUCAGGAGAUGUUGCAGCAUUGCUGUGCCUCCAUGCAAAAGGUUGGUGGGUUGCCUUUAAGGACAGGGCUAUGCAAGGAGAGCAGGCUCCUUUUUCUAAAGGAUAAUGGAGAUUAUGCGGUGGGGGCUAGUGCAGCAGGGCAUUUAACAUGGAGUAGUAAAGGUAAAUUUGAUGUACAUCCUACUGUCUUUUCAGAAUGUUUUAUUGAUGUCCAACUAAAAAAUGUACAUUGAAUUUGUCCUCCAGGUGUUAGAGAAACUAUCCUUAAAAGCGCCUAAGAAAUUGAUUAUACCUAAUUUUGUGUUUAAAUAUAAUAUUUAAUAUUAAAUAUUUUAUUAUUUAAUGAGUAAUUUAAAUUAAAACGUCCUUUGUCAAUAUGGGCAUGUAAAUAUUUUCCCCUUAUGAAAUAUAAAUAUUCCUCAUCUGAAUUUUGUUUUUUGAAUGAAAAGCAAUUUUUCUGCAAAACAGUCACUGAGAAAUACUUGAAAAGCUGCUGACAAGCUUUUCCCUUUUAUAAUUAUUCAUACUUUUAGUAGCAGCACGAUAUCAGUAUAACUGAAAAUAAUGGAAACAUUAAAACAUUCUGUGUUAAAUUGAUACCCGCUGAAAUUGGACCUCGCUCUGGCCAUUGAAUUCAUCGCAAGCCAGUUGUGCAGUUUGGGGCUGUAUUUAUGGAUCGUUGCCCUUUGGUGGGAUCCUGCAAAUCCGCAGCCUCUCAUGUCAAAGGAGACAGGUCAGGUCCUGAGCUGGCUUCGCCGUAAAUCACAGUUUCUAAAGGUGUACUAAGAUGAUGACUAAUAGGGGUACUAGGGGAGAUGAGAACAUGUAUUGACCUAAGCUGUUCUGUUGUGUCACUUGUUUGCAGGUUCUUAACUGGGUGGCAUUGGCAGGAGCUGUGCCAUUACUGGUGUCACUGGUGUGACACGGCUUGUCCUUGGGUGUUAGCUGGCCCGACCCGCGAGAAGCCUGGCAGCAGAAACCUUGCAGGCCUGUAAUUAUCCGUUCGUUAGUGCUAGGGUUAGGGGUCAUGAAGCAGUAAAAACCUGCUGCCUUUGUCCUGUGUUUUCCUGGUGCGGCGCUCGGUAGUAGAUGAGAUCCAGAGGCUUGUGCCGCUUCCCUGCCGACAGCUACAGCCGGAGGGAGCCGAGGGGUUUCCCUGCGUCGGGAAAUGCCUGGUGCUCGGCCGGGCUGGAGUUCCCCAGAGCCCACCGCGUCUUAGUGGAGCCGGAGCAGGCCAGGAGCCCUGGUGAUGGACGUAAUCUUGACUGCGGGGCAAAGGAACGUCCCCCUCCCCUGCAGGGUUUUAAUUGCAGAGGCUUCCGAAGCAGCGGCUUUGCGUAGGUCUGUAAUCCACCCUUAAAACCAGACCGUGAAACAAAGACAGCGGUUGGAGUUAGGCUUCCCCUGGGGUGGGCUGAGCUCGCUGGCUGGUUUGGGUCACAGGAGGUGCACGGAGAAAGCAGCACGACGUUUGUGUCGGUGCGGGCGCUGGAGGGAUGUCGGAGCAGCCUGGAGAGCUCACAGCCCAUCAGUGCAGACGGACUCACGGCCAAUUUGUAAAUAACACUUGACCUCCCCCACCCCACUUUGUAGAUAUUUUUACAGCAUCCAUCAGAGUGUUAAUUUUCCUGUUGGUUUCCUGUUUGGCUGAGGAUGUAAGCAACCCAAGACUUGUGGGCUUGGACCAUGAGAUGGAAGAGAACAGAGGAGACCUUGUGAUUAAAAGAAUUCUUGGAAUUUCACAAAAGAAAAUCAGUUCUUCUACCAGCCUUGUUGGUAAUUUAAAGAGCAGAUUUAGAAGUGAGAAAUAUACUUCCGUUUGCUUGCUGUGCCUGAAAUAUUUUACGUGUAUUUUUAUAAAUUCUCCUCAAAGUAUCAACUGUCUCUUCUGCUUGCAGAAGGUUGUGCCCAAUAAAAGAAAAGGCAGUUUUAUUUGCGAGGUGGAAGUUGCUGGGACAAGGGCUGCGCUGGCAGGCGGCUGCAGGACGGGCAGGAGCAGAUCCCAGGCAGGGUGAGGGUUUGGUGGAAGGAGCUGCUGGCUGGAGAGUGCUGGGUUUGUAAGUCCUCGGCUCUUUGUUCCCUUCUUCUGCUCUUCAUCUUCAGUUGUUAACGUAUAUAGGGACUAUUUAUAUAUAUAUAUAUAUAUAUAUAUUUUUAUAUAUAUAUAUAUAUAUUUCUAAAUUCACCUUAAACCUAUUUUUCUCAGAGCUUUUGGGUUUGCAUAUAACUUCUUGAUUAGUAAGUGUGCACCUUCUAAAACAGCUUAAUCAUUGGUACAAAUGAAAAGGUACUGGGCACACAGAGGAAGGGCAGGAUUUGCUGGGGACUCGCUUCCACUGGGCUGAGGCGUGAGAACAAAAUGACUUGUUACUGUUUUUUCAGUUCAAGAUAAAAUACUAUUUUAUACUUGUUGCCAUUUUCUCUAGAUAGGUAAAGCUGUGUUUUCAGACUGAAAAAAAAAAAAAAGUAACUGCUUAAGGGUGUUUUUCAUUUUGGCAUUUUUCUCAGUGAGGCUCAUGGAAAAGAAGGUUGUUGGUUUUUAACUUUCGUUCCUUGUCUGUUUCUGUCUUUGCCUUUUGUAUCCAAACCGGGUUUUGACAGUGUGUAAAAUUUAGAUGAGCAGCUUCAGUUGAAAUGUAAAGUUUUAUAGAAACCUUUUUCUUGAUCUGGUAUUUUGUAUACCUUUUCUUUAAUACAACCCAAGUACCGGCACUAGAUCAGUUUGGCAGUGCUUAAGACAGUCGUCUCAUAUAUAUAUAUGUGUGUGUGUGUACCUGUAUACAUGCAUACAUAUAUGUAUAUACAUGGAGUGGGUAAUAUGUAUUAUUGCACAUUAAAAUAUCCAUGGUUCUAAUGAUAUUUUUACUAUAGGGUGUGUCUGCUCAGACAAACAGAAACUUCCUUUUUAGGCUCUGAUUUUCCUAACUCGACAGGACACCAUCAUUUAACCAGUUAAUUUGCACUUAGCAUAUUUAAAGCAAUCAAAUAUUAAAUAUUCUUUGCCACCUUAUCUUGGUCCACGGUCUGUUGAAUUGGAGCUUCUGGAGUUGCUUCUCCGGGGCUUUUCCGUAACCUCCAUCGGUUUCUUUCCCGUUUGGCUGCAGUUUAGACUUGAGGCAAUUGGAAAUGUUUGGCUUUUUGACUGUUAGCACAAACCACUUAAAGGUCUGUCCACCCCAGAAAAUCCACCUUAGGCUAAAGGAUCCAAAAUGCUUGUUUAAACUAAAAACAAACCAAAACAGGUUUGGUUUUUGUUUUUUUAAAUAAUUCCUUAUCUCCAGGAGAACUGGGAAGCUGUAGUGACUGCAGCGAUGCCGGUCAGAGCCUGGGAGCUUGGCAUGUUCAUCCCAGCAUCUCCUAAAGGGAGCGGAGCUCUGGCCGGGGAGGGUGCGUGACCGUCCCGGGGCGCCCGCGGCCGUGCCCUGCUCCUGGGGUUUGCUCUUGGCUGCAGCCACUCAUUUCAGGAGAGGACCGUGGAGACGGCCACCUUUGCGGUCCCUGUGUCACAACCAAGGUAGAGCUCUACGGGGCCGUGGGGGAUGUGAGGUGAAACCUUCCUGGGCCCCUGAGAGCAGGAGAUCCUUUAAAUCCACUGGUCUGAGCUGGGGGAAGGCACUGCAGUGGGGAUGGGGCAUUAAUGUAUUUGAGAGCUGGCUUUUGCAGUGCUCGGUACCCAGGCGUGAGCCCAGAUUUUCAGCAUAGCUCUGCACCUGAUUUUUCUCUGCUCUUCUGAAAAUCCAGUCAUUUUGUUCCAGUGUCCCGAGAGCUGAGUUUCCCUGAAAAUCUGCCGAUGACCUGUAGAGCACUGUCGGGAAGUCCAGCUGCUGUGCUUCCCCGAGGAGUGGUUCGGGGGCAGGUUUUAUGUGCAGGCGCCCAGGUGGCCUGGCUGGAAAAGCAAGCGUUAGGGGCUGAAUCUAUGCCUUUUAAAAAAACCACAACCCAUCAAACGGUGGCCGAUAGGUAAGAUGCACUCUGUAUAGCAAUAAGAAACACUUGCCUGCAUAGACGGUGUCCUGGGGCUGUCGCAGUGGCCGUACCGGUAAUGGCUGAUGGAUGAGACCGUGGCUGGUGUGGGGAGGGAGGGUCCUCGGAGAGCCCUGGACCCCCGGGGCUCGAUGCCGGGGAAUGCGGAAAUCCCGUUCUAGCUUCAUGUGGCCUUUCCUCUAAACUGGGAAGGGGUGGCAAAGGCGGGGGGGUGCCCACCUGGGUUAAUUAAUUUAGUGCAAUGACAUAGGGGAGCCUUUUUUCUCAUGAUGCCUACUGCCCUUAAAUGUUGAAACCGGGUCUUUGUAAGCAAUGUCUGUGUAUCUAUGUGUAUAUAUGAGGGACAAAUUUUAAAUUACUGCCUUUUUUCCCUGUUUAUUUUUCUGAGUAAUUCCAGAUGUACUUUAGUCUCUCUACUGUCAAAACUUUUAUAUUGUAAAUCUGAUGCUGGUGGCUUUUGGUUAUUUUGGUUUUUGUUUUUGUAAAAAAGAAAAAAAAAAAAAAGAAGAAAGAAAAAAAAAGUCUGCAUCUCUCUAUGUUGUCAGUUUUAGGCUGUAAAUUCCAACUAUCAAUAAAAGUUCAAAAUUCA
Molecule: messenger RNA, 18961 nt
Organism: Aquila chrysaetos chrysaetos
Lineage: Eukaryota; Metazoa; Chordata; Aves; Accipitriformes; Accipitridae
Gene: PPP6R2
Product: protein phosphatase 6 regulatory subunit 2
Exons: 25
Coding region: 305-3133 (942 amino acids)
Cellular component (GO): nucleus; cytosol
Molecular function (GO): protein phosphatase regulator activity; protein phosphatase binding
Source: RefSeq, a predicted model, not a curated record